Pseudomyrmex gracilis is the source of this 2689-nucleotide messenger RNA. RefSeq names its product protein spaetzle 3 (gene spz3). Gene Ontology annotation, biological process: central nervous system formation; regulation of Toll signaling pathway; innate immune response. The record is from RefSeq and is a predicted model, not a curated record. Gene Ontology annotation, cellular component: extracellular region. Gene Ontology annotation, molecular function: Toll binding; growth factor activity. The coding region runs from base 1242 to 2666 and encodes 474 amino acids. The transcript is spliced from 8 exons. Lineage: Eukaryota; Metazoa; Arthropoda; Insecta; Hymenoptera; Formicidae.
AAUGUUCGACCCUGUCCGAUCGCUAGGACACAUUUGCUGUAUUUGAAAUACGCGCGCGAAGAUAACAAAAAAUAAAGAGUCUCUUAUCUCGCUAGAGAUAAGAGACGCUGAAAGCGUCACAUUACCAAACGACCCCUCUCGCUUACGAGGAGGAGGAAUCGAAGGUACAAUCGAAAUUUAAAGGUAGGGAGACAACAAACCCGACAAGACAAAGCUGGAAGGGAUACGCACUGGUAGAGCGUAAAAGUAAGAGAAUCCGCGCCGCGGUGCCGCUGCUUACUCCGCUGCGCCUCCUCGUUCGAGAGACACUUCUCUCUUUUAUUCCCGUUUCUACGUGCGGCCGCCCGGUUAAGAGCAUUCUCCUUCUUCAGCUUUUUCAGUCGCCGACGUGACGGGCGCGCACCGCACGGUCUUAUCACCGCGCGAUUCUGUCGGCGCGCGUGUGUUCCUCCGCGCGUGUUUAUGCGCCGCUAAGAUCCUUCCGCGAUCGCCUCUUCGGAUCUUUUUAUUUCCGACAAAAAAUUUUUCCCGACGUUUCUUCUUUUCGCUCGGUUUUUUUUAGAUCAAUGUGAGAUCGACACGUCUCUCUCACGCGCCAAGUGAAAGUGGACACGUGUCGGAUGAACUUUUCAACACAUUCUGGAUCGAUUCGUUUCUCCCGUGCGAGCGAGUCUUGAAAGGCCGAACAUCCCGCGCGCGCGCGCUGGUAUCAGGACGCGGAGCACUUUCUACGAACGGAUGACUCAACGAAUGAGAGUUCGUUAUUCUUCUUUCGUUCGGCCAGGUACUGUUUUCUCGAUCUCGUGAAAGAAGCGAAAAAAAAAAAAAAACGGUAUAGAUCUCGAUCGUAAUCCGAUCAGUUUUGCGCGCGGCUACAGUUGGUAGCUGAAUGAGAGAGAGAUAAAUUAAAUUCGCGAAUUUAAAAUCAAACAAGAGACGGACUUUUACAUACAUGUAUCACGCAAUCGGAAAGCGGAACUGAAUUCGACAUGUUCGCGACGAGGGCAGUGCCUUUGUUCCGCGUAAUUUCGGUCACCUCGUGAUACGGCGUCCUUGGAACUUGCGAAAGAGCCGCCGAUCGAUUUGUGUGAUCAUGAUCUCCGGGACCAGGAAACGAAUUCUUCGCACGUUAGAAAAACGAGUCGACGAGCUGCCUCCCGAGUUGACAAUUUGCAAGUGAUUUGUGAAGAAAAACGCGAGCUUUCGUUCGGGUGUAAAAUCGGGAGCGACGCGCGAAAAUUAUGGCGUUGGUGAAUUUUAGUCUACCUUAUCAGUCGGCGACGAUGGCGCCGUUUCUUUACACGGGACCGGUCGGAGGUCACACGACGGCCAACAAUCUUCGUCUGAACGCCGUUUUACCGUCGGCAUCCGUGCCGCCGGUUUACAACGAGCAAGACAACUUCCGUAACGAGCCCUACGUGCCGCCGGUCAAGUAUCAUCAUCAGCGACGUCAGGCGACCGCUCAGCAGAGGAAUCAGGAGAUCUACACGGAGAACACGUCCUUCUCUUCGCAGGACACUCGCUACACCGUGUACAAUCAAGACUUCAGGAGAACACAACCGAGGCAGCAGCAACAACAGCAGAUGAGACCGCCGCCACCACCCUCUUUGUUUCAGCAGCAACAGCAGCAGCAACAAACGCAAUCGUCCGAACCGAUCAAAUCUCACACGGAGGAACAGGAAAAUUAUCCAGACAGGCCUAACGGAUACACAAGAGUUAACGGCGGCGGGAGUUCCCUCGGUCCGGGUGCGAAGACCUCGGUCCACGCGGUGCUCGACUACGACGACGAUUUUGACGAUUACUACGACGACGAGGAUCCGAAUGUACCAACGAACGCGCAUGUCACGCCUAUUCAGGGUCCGAUUUUUCUGAAAAAUGGUUCCGUGCCUGUGGUUCCGCUGUACUCGUAUCCUCAGCUAAAUAACGGAACGUUCGUGCAGAUACCGAUACUCUGGACCGCACUUUCGGUAGCUUUGGGUGUGGAAUUAAGAGGAGAUCUCGUACGAGGCGCGCCGUGCAUCAAGAGAUAUCAUCAGCUGUUUUGUCCGACGGCUGGGAACACGUAUCCGAUAGAACGAAUAGAACGUUUUAUCGAUGAAAAUAAAGCGUUGAUGAAAAGGAUGUACGGUGACUUCGAGAUGAAUCCAGGGUCGAGCGAACCCGGACAUCGCACUAGAACCCGACGAAAAAGCAGGGAAACGCGAAAGCACGACGUUCCGGAUGGCGGGCCGAGAGUUCCCGACGACGAGUUGAAUAUAGAGGAGAUAGACGAAGGAUAUUUCAAUAAUAAGAGAAAUAUCAGGCAAUCUUUUGGAAAAAAUCGCAGCUCGGAGAGCAGCGGCAGAAUCGAUGCGUGCGAAUCAAAAGUCGAAAUCGUGACUCCUUACUGGGCGAGCAACAGUGCGGGAAAAAUUCGCGCCAUCGUCAACACUCAACAUUUCGAGCAAGCUAUACAUCAGGAAGUGUGCUCAAAAACACAGACUAAUCGAUGCAGCGGAGACUGCGGAUGCGAGCAGAAGUACAAGUGGCACAGACUGCUCGCUUACGAUCCGGACAACGACUGUAAGGGCAUAUUCAUGGAUUGGUUCCUGUUUCCCUCUUGCUGCGUUUGCAGAUGCGAUCCGAUGCACAACAACAAAUUCUCUUCGACAAGCAGUCGAAAUUGACACAAAAGCGCGAAGUGUGUCAG